Molecule: messenger RNA, 1750 nt
Organism: Glycine soja
Lineage: Eukaryota; Viridiplantae; Streptophyta; Magnoliopsida; Fabales; Fabaceae
Product: protein SICKLE-like
Exons: 5
Coding region: 350-1381 (343 amino acids)
Biological process (GO): mRNA splicing, via spliceosome; miRNA processing
Source: RefSeq, a predicted model, not a curated record
AAGAAGAAUUCUGAAAAUUCUCUCAUCCCCGCUUCUGAACCUAGCCUUCCUUCCUCUGUCUCGAGCUCUCAUCCUCCACGGCCCCGUGUUAAUGCUUUAAUCUGUAACUCUCUUUCCAUUCAGAGGUUACUAUUAUUAACUCCAUUCUCGGCUUUCUUCGAAGCGUUGAGCUAAGGGACUUGAGGACUGAAGACAGAAUCACUAUUUAAGGAGUUGAUUGUUAGAUGUGAUUAUUUGAAGUUGGAGAUUGGAGACUGGAGUGAGACAGGCUUAAAAGGUUAUAGAACUAUGCAAAAUUGAGAAAUCUGAUAUUGAGUAAGAGGAGAGUUUGGCAACAAGUAUACCUGUUAUGGAGGAUUCAGAGCAAAGGAAGAAAAGGCUGAAACAAAUGCGUGUGCAAGCUGACCAAGCUGAAGUUUCUGGUGGCAGGGAAGGUUCUGUGGUGCCCGGUUUUCUCUCAAAUCCCCUGAUUGAAGCUCCUUCAACUAUGCCAUCACGGGAUACAUCAUAUGCUGCUCCAAGGUUUGACUAUUAUACUGAUCCAAUGAGUGCCUUCUCAUCUAAAAGGAACAAUGCCAGUACCCAGGCUGCACCGGAUAAUUUCCCUCCUUCAAAAUUUGGUGGUCCUCCUAUGGCACAAUAUUCAUCACCACAUCCAGAAUCAAAAAAUCCACAGAUGACUCCACAUCCCAUUCAAGCAUCGCCAGCAGCAUAUAGAAACCCAGUUUGGAGUGGACCUGGUGGUCCUGCUCACUAUAACUUUCCGUUACAUCCAUCAAGUGGUGGUACUUAUCCAAGUCCUAGAUUUGAACCAUCGGGUGGUCCAUUAUAUAACACUGCCCAGGGCAUAGCUCACCAGCCCAGUUACAGUCCUAAUCCUCCUUAUCCAGGAUACGUGAACAGUCCUAGGCCCAGUUACAGUCCUAAUCCCUCUCCAGGAUACAGUAACUGCCCUAUGCCCAGUUACAGUCCCAAUCCUUCUCCAGGAUACAGGAACAGUCCUAGCCCUGGUCAAGGGCGAGGCAGGGGUUUCUGGCGCAACACGGGAAGCCCUGUUUCAGGAUGGGGUAGUGGACAAGGACCGAAUUUUCAUGGUCAUCGGUCCAACGAAAACACAGUUCAUGGUCCAGACCGAUUUUACAAGAGGUCCAUGGUUGAAGAUCCAUGGGAGCAUUUAGAACCUAUUAUAUGGAAGGCAAAUGAUGGAUAUUUAAACACUUCACGUGUACCUCUGAAUUCACAACCCUGGAUUUCAAAAGCAUCAAGUACAAAAGGGGAGGGAUCAUCUGCUGCUUCUGUCAAGUCCAGUUCCGAACCAAGCCUUGCUGAGUACUUGGCUUCUGCAUUCAAUGAAGCUGCCAAUGAUGCAGAAAAUGUAUGAUGAUGACAGCUGAUCGUUUCAUGAAGGGCCCUUCAUGAUGUUACAGAGGGAAACGAAUUUCCAACCAGUGAAAAAAAACUGAAUAAAUUACAAGUCAUUUCAUAGAUGAAUGCCAAGGGGGUCAGCUGUUUGGUGUUACUGUUUGUAUUGAUACACCAAACAUCAUGAGAAAAUUUUAGGGAUGUGUUCGGGUUACUUGGCACGGUUUGAUCAGUUGACAUCUAAUUAAUUUUGUACUAUCUGAAAUACACUGUAAAUGUACUAGUGCAGAUAAAAAGUCCUUGCAUAAUUUGACUUAAAGUAGAAACUGCAAAAACUACAAUCACAUGUUGAGCACAGGUAUGGGGUGAAAUCACUCACAGUUAGCAU